Messenger RNA from Arabidopsis lyrata subsp. lyrata, 1767 nucleotides. RefSeq names its product putative F-box protein At1g33020. Gene Ontology annotation, molecular function: protein binding. Lineage: Eukaryota; Viridiplantae; Streptophyta; Magnoliopsida; Brassicales; Brassicaceae. The record is from RefSeq and is a predicted model, not a curated record.
AUCUUAAUUAGUUAGAACUUUCAAGAGAUUCUCCAUUUUACACCGUCUCUGCGAUUUGUAAUCAGCAGAUACAACGAUAAUGAGUAGAGGAGAAAAUUUAGACUCCAUCCCGACUGAUCUCAUUCUCGAGAUAUUCUCGAGAUUGUCCGCAAAGUCCAUCGGGAGGUGUCGUUGCGUGUCGAAGCUAUGGAAGUCCAUGCUUGGCCGCCCAAAUUUCACCGAGUUGUUCUUAACCAGGUCCUCAGAUCAUCCACGUCUCUUAUUUGGGGUCAAAAGAGAGGGUGAGUGGCUCUUCUUCUCGUCGCCUCAGUGUCAAAAUAUUUUUGGGAAGUCAUCUCUUUUAGUAACCGCCGAUUUUCAUAUGAAGUUCUCUCAAGACCUAGGCAGAACCAAUUGUAGCUAUGUUUCUGGUUUGAUCUAUUUCCCUAGUAUGCAGAUGUGUGAAUUCCGUGUGAUAUGUAACCCUAUCACGGGAAAAUAUGCGAUCUUACAACGGAUAACGUACAAAGAGGUGAGAAGCUUCUUAGGGUUUGAUCCGAUUGACAAGCAAUUCAAGGUAUUGCGCAUUAACCAUAAAUAUUAUAAGAAUGGAUACGUUCACCAUAUUCUGACAUUAGGACCUGGAAAAAUGAGGUGGAGGAAGAUCCACUGUCCCUUAGCCCAUGUGCCUUUUCGGGAAGAAAUAUGCGUCAAUGGGGUUUUGUAUUACUUAGCUCACCCAACUGAUCAUGGAGCGUAUGUGAUAUGUUGCUUUGAUGUUAGGUCUGAGAAAUUCAAAUUUAUUGAUACAAAUUGCUUUUGUGGUUUGCCUGAAUUGAUAAGGUACAAGGGUAAAUUAGGUGCGAUUAUUUGGAAGUAUGAUACCGUCAGUGGAAGGUGUACCGUUGAGUUGUGUAUGUGGGUUCUAGAGGAUGUCGAGAAACAGGAAUGGUCCAAAUAUGUCCACCCUUUGCCGGAGAAUUCCUACUACUAUUCCGUUGCUGGAGUGACAGCUAAAGGUGAUAUUGUUUUUGUCAAGAAGUUAACAUCUAAACCGUUUUAUGUUUUCUACGUUAAUCCCGAAAGAAAAACUUUCCAACGCGUUGAAAUCCAUGGUAACCAUGAAGUGUUUGAUAGUAAGAAUCUAGUUUACGCCUUCGUAGACCAUGUAGAGGAUCUUAAGUUUGAUGUUAUGAAGAAAACUUAUGCUGCGACUUAUAUAAGCCCACCAGAACAGAAGCCAAAACCCACAUGCACAGAAACAUCAUCUAGAGAAGAUCAUCAAGGGUGGACAUCAACAUCGUCUAAAAAAGAUCAUCAAGUGAGGACCAUUGCUUACCAGCAACAAUUUCGUCCUACGUUUGAGAGCAUUAACAAAUUUAAUGCUCUGUAUCUUGAUGAUGAUGAUGAAAUUACUGUUGCUCAACCGCAACAAGAUCUUCGUACUCUUGGGGGCAUUAGCAAAUUUAAAGCUCAGCGUCUUUUAGAUGAUGAUGAAUUUACAGGUGUCAAAACCAGUAAGUGCGACACUUCUCCUUUACAGAACAGAAUAACGGCGGUCCAUGAGCUUCAUGUUUGGUCGAUCACCGUCGACAAAGUUUCUUUAGCUUCACAUGUUAGGAUCAACUACCCCGAGGUAGACACAAACGCGGUUAUUGACAAGGUGAUUAAGUGUAUUAAGAGAGAGCAUAAAAUCAAUCAUGUAACUAUUCAAGUAGAAUAGGAACAGAACCCUUAGAUUCUGAGUCUGUAAAAUGUGAAUCUUGAAGAAGACGUUUUUAUUCAAAA